AUGUCCGUACAGGCAAUCCUUACGUCGAGCCGCCUGAAGAGGCAGAGACUGUCGAGGUUAGCCUUACCGCCGCCAGCCAGUUCUUUUCGGGGGGUCACAGUAACGACCCCGCCGCUGCUAAAUAUUACGUCCGCCGCCCUGGCCCUUUGGGCUGUAGAGGAGUCUCCUCUUUCGUCUCUGGACGAAGAGAUCCUGGCAUUAGCCGAGGAUGAGCUGCCUGCCGAGGGUGCAGCGCCCGCGGCGCUUUCUCAGUCGUCUGUAGCGCCCUAUAAGCGCAAGACGCCGGACACGCAGAGCCUACGGCGGUCUCCUCGCCUAGCCCCUACUGUCCGGGCUAGUGGUAUUCAGGGAGUAGACAUCCCCAGUCCUCCGGAGGUUCAGGUCGUGUCGUCGGGUCCUUCUUCCGCAGCGCCGCCUAUAGCGCUGACCCCGACCCCUCCUAUGCCGUCCGUACCUUCCCCUGUACCGGCUACGCUAUCCUCUGCUCUGCCCGUACCCCCUCCUGUGUUAUCCGUGGUACCGCCUCCUACUCCGCCUAUAGCGCCUCCUUUUAUACUAUCCGUGGUGUCUCCCUCCGCGCCGGCCACAGCCACCACUUGUCCGCUUGACCAGUUUAACCUGACGAGUGACGGGAACCCUAUAGCUCAUCUUGCCCAGGGUCGUGAGGCGGAGCUGCUCCAGGCCCGCCUUACGCCCGAAUCUCCGAAUGUGGAUUGGCGGAUAGGGAAGGAUGGGACGCCCGCGUAUAAGAACGUGGCGACAACCAAAUACCGGAUUGUAGGGUCGUUGGGGCAGCGUGUUGGUUAUACCGCGCCUGAGGGGGAGGAGUGUGUAGCGUGUCAGAAGGGCUAUGGCCCGUUCAAGUCCUGUCGUAUUGCUAGGACGAAAGACGCCGCCGCCUCCUUGGGCGCGUGUAUGAACUGCGCAUUCGGCGGUAGUGGAGCCACUUGCUCGUUCCGGAUUGACCAGCCUGACUGGGUCCGUGAUUAUUUCGUGCAGUUCUUCCCGGGGUUCACUUUCGUCCCUGGUUCUGCACGGAAGAGCCGCAGCAAGGGUAAAGGCCACUCCGAGCCCGUUAGGGAGACUACCGCGCAGUCGGCGCCUGCCACCCCAGCUGGGCCUACCGCCAGUGCCGCGCCCGUAGCAGGGCCCGCGGCUGUUCCUACAGCGGCGGCCGUAACAGCGCCUGUGUCGGUCGUUACUACUACACCUGCAGGAGGCCCGGCAUCUGUCUCGUCCGUUGCGCCUGUGACAGCCCUACGCCUGCCUCGACUGCCGUCCCCGCCUCGGCCGCCACUGCUACCAGCGCUGUCUCGACCAGCCUAG
Molecule: messenger RNA, 1326 nt
Organism: Penicillium canariense
Lineage: Eukaryota; Fungi; Ascomycota; Eurotiomycetes; Eurotiales; Aspergillaceae
Product: DUF3716 domain-containing protein
Exons: 1
Coding region: 1-1326 (441 amino acids)
Source: RefSeq, a predicted model, not a curated record